This is a messenger RNA of Scophthalmus maximus (turbot), 932 nucleotides long. It is a transcript of the gene h3f3d, whose product is annotated as H3 histone, family 3D. Gene Ontology annotation, molecular function: DNA binding; protein heterodimerization activity; structural constituent of chromatin. The coding region runs from base 171 to 581 and encodes 136 amino acids. The record is from RefSeq and is a predicted model, not a curated record. NCBI's taxonomy places the organism in Eukaryota, Metazoa, Chordata, Actinopteri, Pleuronectiformes, Scophthalmidae. Gene Ontology annotation, cellular component: nucleosome. The transcript has 4 exons.
UCGCUGUGGACCUAUCCUGUACCCUGGAGGGCGGGACUUCAUGUCGCGCUCCACUCAGGCUAUAAAUAUCACCCCCUGCCCUCCUUCACAGUCAAAAUACAGCCAGCCGUCUUGUUGGGGAGGUACACAGCUGUCCCGGGAAAUAAACAUAAAAGACAUACAAGUGAAAAAUGGCUCGUACCAAGCAGACUGCUCGUAAAUCCACCGGAGGAAAGGCGCCUAGGAAGCAGCUGGCCACCAAAGCUGCGAGGAAAAGUGCGCCCUCUACCGGCGGAGUGAAGAAGCCUCACAGAUACAGGCCGGGUACUGUUGCUCUGCGUGAGAUUCGUCGGUACCAGAAGUCCACCGAGUUGCUCAUCAGGAAGCUGCCUUUCCAGCGUCUGGUCAGGGAAAUCGCUCAGGAUUUCAAGACAGAUCUGCGCUUCCAGAGUGCAGCCAUUGGCGCUCUUCAGGAAGCAAGUGAGGCCUACUUGGUUGGACUGUUUGAGGACACCAACCUGUGCGCCAUCCAUGCAAAGAGGGUUACCAUCAUGCCCAAGGACAUUCAGCUGGCCAGGCGAAUUAGAGGAGAGCGUGCAUAAAUGAUUGGAUUUUAUCUUUUUAGUGUUGGGGGUGGGUGGGUGGGAAGGACUGACUGGGGGUUUGUUUUGUAAAUCUUGAUCUAUUGCCAGCAUGUGUACCACCUGAUUUUUGUCAUUUGUGGUUUCCGGCAUGUUUUUUGUUUUUUUUGUACUAAGUUUAUCAUUUCACUCCUGACUUUCUUCUCAAUUGGCCAAUUCACUGUAGAAUAGAUCUUCAUAUCUGUAAAUGCCGAAAGACAAUAUUCCACUGCCUUUCUCAGGUUUGCAAAUCUAUUUUAGAAUCUUUCCCUUUCAAUCCUCUGCAUGUCAUAGGAUUUCUUGUGCUGUAAAUAAACUUUCCACUACCUCAAA